Calliphora vicina (urban bluebottle blowfly) is the source of this 1930-nucleotide messenger RNA. It is a transcript of the gene Debcl, whose product is annotated as Death executioner Bcl-2. Gene Ontology annotation, biological process: regulation of apoptotic process; extrinsic apoptotic signaling pathway in absence of ligand; intrinsic apoptotic signaling pathway in response to DNA damage. Gene Ontology annotation, cellular component: mitochondrial outer membrane. The transcript has 4 exons. Lineage: Eukaryota; Metazoa; Arthropoda; Insecta; Diptera; Calliphoridae. Bases 480 to 1418 code for a protein of 312 amino acids. The record is from RefSeq and is a predicted model, not a curated record. Gene Ontology annotation, molecular function: protein heterodimerization activity; protein homodimerization activity.
UGAAUUUUUGUUAUUUUUAUGUGAUUUAAUAAUUAAAAGUUGUUUUUUUCGGAAAAAUACUUUAAACAAAAUAAGAAAACAAACAAAAAAUUAAAAUAAUUAAAGAAAAUGUGAAAAUCGUAACUCGAAACUGGAAAUUUAAUGAAAAUUAAGAGAAAGAAAAGAAAACACAAACUUAAAUAAACAGUUGAAAAAAAGUCUAAGGUUACCCACGUAAAUGAACUGAAUUGGAACACACUCGAAACAAAGAGAUCUCAUACAGACAUUCAAACAACAUCUCCCAGUGGGAAACAUUGUACACACGGUAGCGUUUAUUUAUUUAUUUAGCAACAUUCCUCUAAUCUGCUGCUAGACAAAUAGCUUUUCAAGCGUAACAGGCCCACCAACCAACUCAAACAACACUUAACAGCGUUUAAAGAAAUUUCCACACAACAAAAUUGUCAUUAUUUUCUUGAAAUAUUCUUUAUUACGAGGCACGUAUGCCUUCGCCGCCGUGUACACCACGCUCCAUACGCAAUACACCCGCUUUUCCACCAGCUCCAAAAUUAGCUAGAGCUAAAUUAAAAUCAUCAUCGUUAGAUCAUGAAAUAUUCUUAACCUCGAAUCGCAAAUUGAGACCUUUGCAGGCUAGUUCCUCGUUAGAAUGGCAUCAACAUCACCAGCUACAGCAUCAAAACUCAAUAGCUCAUACUAUACCGCGCACUGGAUCCACCUCAUCUUUAGCCAGUAGUAUACAAUUUCCCUCCUCACUAGCGGCAGCAAAUAAUUAUCAAGAUUUUAAGCUCGAUAUCAUUAAUCAGGGAAAAUGUCUUUGCGGCCAAUAUAUACGGGCCCGACUGAGGCGAGCGGGAGUUUUAAAUCGUAAAGCCAUACAAAGACUACGUUGCAUAUUGGAGCCAUCAUCCGAAGUGGUGUAUGAAGUAUUUCCAGCACUAAAUAGUAUGGGCGAAGAACUGGAACGAAUGCAUCCUCGCGUGUAUACAAAUGUCUCGCGACAAUUGUCACGAGCACCCUAUGGCGAAUUGGUGGACAGUGAUACGGCACCAAUGCUCUUGAAUCUGGUGGCCAAAGAGCUGUUUUCACGCACUCACGACAAGGAGCGUAUAACAUGGGCGAAAAUAAUUUCAGUAUUUGCUGUAUGUGGUGGCUUUGCCAUAGACUGUGUACGUCAGGGUCACUAUGACUAUUUGCAAUUUCUGAUCGAUGGUAUGGGUGAUAUAAUCGAGGAUGAUUUGGUACAGUGGCUGGCAGAGCGUGGUGGUUGGUUGGGUUUACAGCAGCAUAUACGCCCCAAAGGGUCACAAAACAUUAGUUUCCUGGAUUGGUUAACGCUGUUCGUGGCGAUUUCAGCCAGUCUAUAUGUUAUAGCGAAUUUCAUUAAACACAUCGGUUGCCAUUGUUAUUCAUUGUUAUUUUAAUUUUUCUUUAUUUUCUUUUUCUUAAAUUUCUUAUAAGUUGCGUUUCAUAUUUAGAGCGUUAGUUUAUUGUUUUAAUACUUGUUUGUUAAAUUGUUUAAAUUAAUUAAGAAUAUUAUUCCACGUUGGAUUCGCUAUCGAUUUAUAUCUCGAUAAAAAAUAUAACAACAACGUUCCCAGUGACACCAGUUGAUAAUAAGGCCAUGGGGUUACAAACAUUCCUAAAUGAUUUGACCUGUUUUAAAAUAUUUAAAAAGAUAUACAUAAAUAAUAAACUAACAUUAUAAAUAUGAAACUUAACUUAUUUCAAGUAACAUUUUCCUUAAAUUAUUAAUUUUCCUUUAUUUUACACUACUAUUUAGUUUGUUAAAUUAUAAUAAUGUUGGUAUGUAUUUUAAAGAAAUUGUUAAAAAAUCUAUUUUUUUAUUAUUAUUCAUUUUAUUUUUGUUUUUUUUAAUGUUUUCUUAGUCACUACAUAUUAUAAAAUAAAUAAAAACAAUUUAUUUCGAAACGAA